CCAACACCUUGAAGAAGGCUGUCAGGAAGUUUCUGAGAGGUAGCUGCAGAUCCUGCACGUGGAGCCUCAAGAAGGGAACUGUCGGGCUGAGAUGGCGUCUUCUCGUGCUCCCAGACUCCUCCGGGAGGCGCUGCCGGAGAGAAGCGAGCUUCAGGAGAAGUACAAAGCGGACGUGACUCUGGAUCCGGACACGGCGGAAGAGUAUCUCAUAGUGUCUGAGGACAGGAAGUCCGUGACUGCAGCAGACUUCCCCCAGAGUCCACCCCCCAAUCCCAAGAGAUUUGAGCUUGUACCCUGUGUUCUGGGCGCCCAGGGGUUCACCUCAGGGAGACAUUACUGGGAGGUGGAUGUUGGGGAUCAGCGUCCGUGGGCUGUGGGGGUUGCCAUAGAGUCGGUGAAGAGGAAGGAAACACUCACUCUUAAGCCAGAGGAGGGGAUCUGGUGUUAUGAGUGCAGGUGGCCUCGGAGGGAUGCAGACGGCUCCUCUGAUGUGUCCUCACAGGGGUGUGUGAAGUCUGGGAAGAUCGGAGUUUGUCUGGAUUAUGAAGAGGGGUGGGUUGGAUUUUAUGAAGAUGACCAUACGACUGUGAUGUUGGCCUCCUUCAAGGAGGAAGUUGUUUUCCCCUUCUUGUACGUGGGCUUCCCGGUUACCCUCACAAUCUUGCCCUGAAGCAAAAUGGGACUCGACCUCCCACCCCAGGAAAGGCUCCCCUCUAGCCAUUUUCUGCACCGCCUGCUCUAGCCUCUGCAGCAUUGC
Molecule: messenger RNA, 757 nt
Organism: Pelodiscus sinensis (Chinese soft-shelled turtle)
Lineage: Eukaryota; Metazoa; Chordata; Testudines; Trionychidae
Product: thaicobrin-like
Molecular function (GO): protein binding
Source: RefSeq, a predicted model, not a curated record